AUGAGACAAUUUUAUCAAUGUAUUGAGCAAGUUGGUGGAAUUGAUACAGGAAUUGGGUUGAGACCAGAUGUUGUCACUAGAUGGAACUCCACCUACAUAAUGCUUGAGAGUGCACUCAAGUAUCGUCGUGCAUUUCAUAGUUUAAGCUUAUGUGAUAAAAAUUAUAGGUGGUGCCCAUCAAGUGAUGAGUGGACAAGAGGGGAGAUAAUUUGUGAAUUCUUAAAGCCAUUUUAUACUAUCACUAAUUUGAUUUCUGAAUCCUCUUACCCUACAUCUAAUUUGUAUUUUGGGGAAAUUUGGAGGAUAGAGUGUCUCUUGACAUCCAACUUGAAAAAUGAUGAUGAGUUGAUUGCAAGUAUGAGUGCAAGGAUGAAAGAAAAAUUUGAUAAGUAUUGGAGUGAUUAUAGAGUGGUUCUUGCAUUUGGGGCGAUUCUUGAUCCAACCAAGAAGUUUAACUUUUUGAGGUACACUUAUUCAAAGCUCAAUCCUUAUAACUAUGAAGAGAAGUUGGAAAUGGUGAAGACGGCUUUGUAUAGGCUUUAUGGUGAAUAUGUUAACAAUGGUUUAUCAAGUUCAAGUUCAAUGCCUUGCUCAAAUGUUAGUGGAUCACAAAUUUUCAUUGGAGGUGAACAAGCAAAGAAGUCAAAAAAUAUAUAUGAUGAUUUUGAAGCAUUUGAUUGCCAAGUUUCUAACGAUGUCGGAAAAUCCCAACUUGAUCUUUAUUUGGAAGAGCCAAGGAUUCCAAUAUCGGGAGCAUUUGAUGUCUUGGCAUAUUGGAGAGAGCGAGCUAAUAGAGGAAAAAUUAUUGCAAAGAUGGCUUGUGAUAUAUUGAGUAUUCCAAUAACAACCGUAGCAUCAGAGUCCGCUUUUAGCAUUGGAUCUCGUAUUUUGAACAAGUAUAGAAGUCGUUUCUAUGAUGAAACAAUUCAAGCUCUCUUGUGCACACGAAGUUGGUUGCAUGGUUUUGGAGAUGAUGAUGAGGAGGAGGAGUCAAGCAUUGAUGAUAUAAGACUUUCUAAACAAGACUCAAAUGUUGUUGUUGAUGAAGAGGAUGAAGAUUAA
Molecule: messenger RNA, 1062 nt
Organism: Diospyros lotus (date-plum)
Lineage: Eukaryota; Viridiplantae; Streptophyta; Magnoliopsida; Ericales; Ebenaceae
Product: zinc finger BED domain-containing protein RICESLEEPER 3-like
Exons: 3
Coding region: 1-1062 (353 amino acids)
Molecular function (GO): protein dimerization activity; DNA binding
Source: RefSeq, a predicted model, not a curated record